This is a messenger RNA of Ictalurus punctatus (channel catfish), 1794 nucleotides long. RefSeq names its product retinal outer segment membrane protein 1b (gene rom1b). The transcript has 6 exons. The record is from RefSeq and is a predicted model, not a curated record. Gene Ontology annotation, biological process: visual perception. Lineage: Eukaryota; Metazoa; Chordata; Actinopteri; Siluriformes; Ictaluridae. Bases 355 to 1422 code for a protein of 355 amino acids. Gene Ontology annotation, cellular component: membrane.
UCUCCCUCAUUGUUCCAAUCUCUCCUUUCCUCUCCUUUCAUCAAUUCUACUUCUCUUCCUUUAUUACCUCGCAUAAGAAUACCUCCUAUCCAAAAUGUACCUUGUUUAUCUCUCCCUCCUUCUCUUUGUCUUUGCAGGUCAAGGGCAGGUUUGUUCAGAGGACAAGUGUCUGAAUUGCUAUUGGCUAUUCUUAUUGGUUAGUUUAAUAGGAUCAGCUCUGAACAGAUGAGAUUAUGACACCCAAGGCAUAAUACUUUAUAUUAUAUUCCAGAGUCCUUGUCAAAAUGGCUGCAGAACUAUAGAAAGUGUGCUGUUUUCAGUCCCAAGUGAAGGACGCAAAACAAUCUUUGAAGAAUGGCACUUCUCAAGAUCAAGUUUCCCUUCCAGAAGAGGGUACGUUUGGCCCAGGGUGUGUGGCUACUGUCAUGGGUCGCCAUGGUCUCUGGAGCUACCACCUUUGCCUUGGGAGUCUUCCUCAAGACUGAGCUUUUCCGCAGGGCCGAGGUGAUGUAUAACAGUGACAUCCAUAUCGUGCCCAAUCUGCUCAUAGUGGUAGGGCUGACAUCUGUGGGCAUCAACAUCUGCGCUGGUAAAGUGUGUCAGGACUCAUUGGAUGCUUCACGGUUUCCACGCUGGAAAAACAUCCUCACUCCCUUCUUCAGCAUCUCUCUCUUCUUUACAUCUCUGUUGCUGGUUGGUAUGAUAUUGAGCUACGCCCUGCAGCACAGCCUGGAGGAAUCUCUCAAAGUGGGCUUGAAGAACGGCAUUCGUUUCUAUAAGGACACAGACACACCAGGCCGGUGCUUCCAGAAGGAGACCAUUGACCAACUGCAGAUAGAGUUCCAGUGCUGUGGGAACACCAACUACAGGGACUGGUUUGAAGUGCAGUGGGUCAACAACCGCUACCUGGACUUCACCUCUAAGGAAGUGAAAGACCGCGUAAAGAGUAAUGUGGAUGGCCGUUACCUGGUGGACGGAGUCCCUUUCAGCUGCUGUAACCCAGCUUCCCCCAGACCCUGCAUCCAGUACCACAUUUUAGACAACACAGCCCAUCACAACUACGAGUACCAGAGUGAGGAGCUGAAUCUGUAUAACCGUGGCUGCCGUCAGGCUCUGGUUAACUACUACAUGGGUCUUAUGAACACGAUUGGGCCUGGAGUACUUUCUGUAUUUCUAGUUCAGAUGACUGUGUUAAUUGGCCUGCGCUACCUGCAGACCUCCAUGGAAGCCGUAGAAGGCCAGGAGAAUAUGGAGAUCGAGACGGAAGGUUACAUCCUGGAGAAAGAUGUAAAGGAGACAGCCAAAGAGCUGAAAAAUAAGGUGAUGAAGUUGUUUCAGCAGGCUCAGGUGGAGGCCGCUCCUCCAGCAGCCGAUCUAGAGGCAGCAGCGUCAGCAGAGAAAGCAGACACGGCCUCUGACUAAAUUAAAUGACCUGUCGAUUAAUCAAUGGAAAGAAUUUAUGACUUCUCUUUGAUAUUAAUACAUAAUCCAGAGAAGGAGAAAAACCUAAACACAACCUUCUCCUACACUAUAUCUUUAUCAUCCAUUUACCAUUACAGUUUUGAAAUUAUAUAAUCAAUUUAGACUAUUAGCAACUUUAAACCCUGACAAUAUUCUUCUGAUCUCCUUCUAAUUUUACAAUUACUGUAAAAAUUCUUAAAGGAACUUAAAGGAAACUACAUUGCAUGCUGUUUGUAGACCAUUGUUUCUGCUUUAUGCAUGGCUGUAAAGUUAUCAGUAUAGAGCAAAUGCAAAGAAUGCAUGAGACAAAUAAAUAUAUGAGUUUGUAUCUGC